Molecule: messenger RNA, 929 nt
Organism: Nicotiana attenuata
Lineage: Eukaryota; Viridiplantae; Streptophyta; Magnoliopsida; Solanales; Solanaceae
Product: 21 kDa protein-like
Exons: 1
Coding region: 85-672 (195 amino acids)
Biological process (GO): negative regulation of catalytic activity
Molecular function (GO): enzyme inhibitor activity
Source: RefSeq, a predicted model, not a curated record
CAUAUUUCUUUAAAAAGGGGCUUCAUAUAAGCUUUUAUAUUACCAAUUUUUAUUUGCUUCAAUCAAAUCUCUUUACUUUUAUCCAUGACUUGGAAAUUUAUGUUAGUCUUAGCAUGGGUAACUAUACUAAUUUGUUCGACGACGGCUUCGAGUAAGGGAGGAGAAAGUUAUGUUCGCGAUGCAUGUAGUGUGACUCGAUACCAGGACCUCUGCAUGCAUUCGCUAGCAUCAUUCUCGAGAACGGCCAAGAACAACCCUAGCAAGUGGGCCCGGGCCGGGGUCUCGGUGACAAUAAGCCAAGCUAAGGGUGUCACUCAAUCCCUAUCGAAGUUGAAGAAACACAAUUCCUUGAAAGGGAGAGGAAGAGUUGCUCUUUUAGAUUGUGUUGAAUGUUUUCAAGAUGCACUUGAUAAUCUUCACAACUCACUUGGUGUGCUAAGAAAACUUAGUAUUCAAACUUUUAAUGACCAAAUGGGAGAUGUGACUACUUGGCUAAGUGCUGCACUUACUGAUGAAGAUACUUGUUUAGAUGGAUUUGAAGACCAAAGGAGGAGAAAACAAGUUAAGUUACUCUUAAAUAGAGUCACAAAUGUGAGUUAUUUGACCAGUAAUGCACUUGCUUUAGUUAACAAGCUUGCAACAACUGGACCAGAAUGCUUAGAAAAUUCAUAGAAGAAAUUUAGAGAUUUUUCUUACAUCGGUUAAACUGCACCAAAUCCAAUAGUGAAAAGAAUCUUUACAACUUUUUGUAUGUGUAAUAUAAAUCCUUUUUUAGUUGGGUGGGUGGGUGGAGGAAGGGGAAAUUACAUGUCCUCUAAGUUAAAAAUCCAUGAAUUUCUUAGAAAGUGAUUCUAUGUACCUAUGCUGGUGAACAAUCACUUGUAAUACCAACAAUUUCAAUAUUCUUUUUUGUCAAUUUUACAUUUUUA